Monopterus albus (swamp eel) is the source of this 1751-nucleotide messenger RNA. It is a transcript of the gene cdk5rap3, whose product is annotated as CDK5 regulatory subunit associated protein 3. Gene Ontology annotation, cellular component: endomembrane system. Lineage: Eukaryota; Metazoa; Chordata; Actinopteri; Synbranchiformes; Synbranchidae. Bases 166 to 1683 code for a protein of 505 amino acids. The transcript is spliced from 14 exons. The record is from RefSeq and is a predicted model, not a curated record. Gene Ontology annotation, biological process: regulation of mitotic cell cycle.
CAUCACUGCUUUCUAUUGGCUCUUCUUCUAGUAACGUGUCAUAAACAGUGAUCUCUGGAUGGUAAAGAAUAUUCUUGGAUAUAGGUUAAACGUUUUAAUCAAAUCUACAAUGAAGUCAUAAAAAUUUUUGACUCGCCUUUGUUUUUGUUAAAAGGUUAAAAGACAAUGGAGAAUAUUCAAGACGUUCCCAUCGACAUACAAACCAGCAAGCUUUUGGACUGGCUGCUGGAUCGACGGCAUUGUAAUCUGAAAUGGCAGAGCGCAGUGAAAGUAAUCAGAGAGAAGAUCAAUGCUGCCAUUCAGGACAUGCCAGAGAACGAGGAAAUCAAGCAGCUCCUCUCAGGAUCCUACAUUCACUACUUUCACUGCUUGAGGAUCGUGGAGAUACUGAAGAGAACAGAGGCUUCCUCCAAGAACAUCUUUGGCAGAUAUUCAUCUCAGAGGAUGAAGGACUGGCAGGAGAUUGUGGCCCUUUAUGAGGCAGAUAAUGUCUAUCUGGUGGAGGUGGCCAGCUUGCUGAGUCGCAACAUAAGCUAUGAAGGCCCGGCUCUGAGGAGGCAGCUGGCCAAAGCCCAGCAGCUGCAGCAGGAGCUGAGCAGGCGAGAAGUGGAGUGCCAGAGCUCAGCCGCAGACCUGAGGCAACGCUACUAUGCUGCCUGUAAACAGUAUGGCAUCACAGGAGAAAAUGUGGCCCGUGAGCUUCAGGCUCUGGUGAAAGACUUACCAGCAGUUCUUGACGAAGUCGGGAAGGAUGCAGCAAAGUUAGAGAAACACAUCCAACUUUACACCGCUUUCACAAACUUUGUAUGUGAAUGGUCUGAGCCGGUCCUGCCCAUGCUGACGUUUGCCCAGAAGAGAGGAAACACAACGUUUUAUGAGUGGAGAACAGGGAAAGUCCCCACAGUUGUUGAGAGGCCAGUUGUGGAGGACGCACCUCCUGCCACAGCCACAGAGGACACGAUUGACUGGGGCGACUUUGGCAAAGCAACAGAUACACAGGGUUUUAAUUCUGGCAUCACAGUUGAGGAUGGUAUAGACUGGGGGAUCAGUCUGGAGCCAAACUCUGAGGACUCUGGUGCAGGCGGUAUCGACUGGGGUGACAGUGAAGCAGCUCCCGCUGAAUUUGAAAUUGUAGAUGCAGGCACAGACUGUCCUGAGGGUGUGGCAAGGGGUGAGGAUGCUUUGACUAUACUGGAAAACUCUCAGUCACGCAGCCAGUUUAUCGAUGAGCUAAUGGAGCUUGAAGUAUUUCUGACCCAGCGCUUGAGUGAGAUGGGAGAAGAGGGAGAUGUGGUAGCUAUGAGCCAGUUCCAGCUGGCCCCCUCUAUCAUACAAGGCCAGACCUGUGAGCAUAUCCGCGAGAUGUUAUCUGAGGUGCAGGACCUUCUGGGCCGACUCACCUCUGUCCGGAUGCAGCAUCUGUUUAUGAUCCAAGCCUCACCACGGUAUGUUGAACGUGUGUCAGAGGUGCUGAGACAGAAACUGAAGCAGGCAGACAUUCUGGUGCUGAAAGGGACCACGAUGGCUGAGAAAAGGCAGGAAGCCCUGAAGGAGCAGUCCCGACUGGAGCCUCGUGUUGACCUGCUGGCAGGAUGCACCCGGGAGCUCCAGAAACUGAUUGAAGCUGACAUUUCAAAGCGCUACCACAACAGGCCUGUCAACCUGAUGGGGGUUAAUAUAUAAUGAGCUUCUCAGACAGUAUUUUGUCAUAAUCUACAGAAACAAAUAAAAGUGGUAUUUAAUUUAAAGUA